AUGGCCUCACCCAUCCCUUCACACCCUCCCUCCCGUCCUACCCUCGUGACACCCACGACCUUCACCCAGGACAUCUCCCGCGCGAUCCUCGCGUCCGCCGACGGCCCCAAAUCCAUCCAUCUCGACUCGCAUCCUCACGGGGCAUUGGAGUAUCCCCCUCCGCCUCCCCCGUCGCCCGUCGAGUCAAGAUCAACACAUUGUUUCUGGGGGAGAGAGGGGAAACGAGCUUGA
This is a messenger RNA of Aspergillus lentulus, 231 nucleotides long. RefSeq lists its product as uncharacterized. The record is from RefSeq and is a predicted model, not a curated record. Lineage: Eukaryota; Fungi; Ascomycota; Eurotiomycetes; Eurotiales; Aspergillaceae.